Pochonia chlamydosporia 170 is the source of this 939-nucleotide messenger RNA. RefSeq names its product alpha-1,2-galactosyltransferase-like protein. Gene Ontology annotation, biological process: protein N-linked glycosylation. NCBI's taxonomy places the organism in Eukaryota, Fungi, Ascomycota, Sordariomycetes, Hypocreales, Clavicipitaceae. Gene Ontology annotation, molecular function: alpha-1,6-mannosyltransferase activity. The transcript is spliced from 3 exons. Gene Ontology annotation, cellular component: mannan polymerase complex; Golgi membrane. The record is from RefSeq and is a predicted model, not a curated record. Bases 1 to 939 code for a protein of 312 amino acids.
AUGCAUUUCGCAUAUCCCCCCCGCAAGAGUUCAAACCCGCCGCCUUUUCGGCCGAGGUCUUCAAAUAUUCCCUUUUUACGGAGGAGCAGAUUAAAAAAUAUCGCCAUCGGAGCGUUGCUGUUCCUCGGCGUUCUCUACUUUGUCUUUGGUGGCCGAAAGCCAGACCCUUAUCACGAGCAUCUGCCUUCUGGCCAUCCGUCGGUGGUUCUCCUGACGGUGCUGGAUAAUGAGUCGAAUCAAGCAUAUCUGGAUACAAUAAGGGAGAACAGAGAGAAAUAUGCUGCGAGACACGGCUAUCAAGCAAUGGUUGUCAACGCACAAGAGUACAACACCCAAGGAGCACCGAUAUCAUGGGCCAAGAUCUUCGCCAUGCGUCAUGCCCUUUCGAAAUACCCAGACUGCAAAUUCAUCUGGUACCUGGACCAAGACGCCUACAUCAUGGAUCCAACCAAGAGUCUAGAAGACCAGGUCGCAAACCCCAGGAAGCUGGAAAGUCUCAUGAUCAAAGACUACCCCGUUGUCCCGCCCGACAGCAUCAUCAAGACGUUUGCUCAUCUGCGCGGCGAAAGCAUCGACUUCAUCGUCAGCCAGGAUAAGGAGGGCCUCGUGCACAAGAGCGUGAUAAUACGCAAUGGAGAGUGGGCAAAGUUUUUCAUCGAGACGUGGUUCGACCCCUUGUAUAGGAGUUAUAAUUUUCAAAAGGCUGAACGACACGCACUGGAACAUAUUGUCCAAUGGCACCCAACCAUUCUCUCCAAACUCGCUCUCGUUCCCCAACGAACAUUAGCAUCGUACUCACAAUCUACCGUUGGCGAACAAUAUCAAGAUGGCGAUUUUGUGGUGCUCUUUGCAGGCUGCACCAAGACGGGCCAUCAGAGCUGCCAGACAGAGUCAUCACACUACUGGGACAAGAUGAAGAAGGCAUUUGGCAUAGCGUGA